CUCCGUUCUAUACGGGAAGCCAAAAUACAGAGAGUAUGGUGAGACAGAGCGGGGUGAGAAGAGAUGGGGGAUAUAAGGGGGUGAGGAUGAGGAAAUGGGGUAAAUGGGUAGCGGAGAUACGACAACCCAAUAGCAGAGGGAGGAUAUGGCUGGGCUCCUACAAUACUGCAGAGGAAGCUGCUAGAGCCUACGACGCUGCUCUUUUUUGCCUACGUGGACCUUCUGUGACUCUCAAUUUCCCAAUGAAUCCGCCGGAUAUUCCUUCGUCCACAGACCUUUCUCCGUUGCAGAUUCGGGAGGCUGCGUUUAGGCACUCGCGGAAGGUUUCUGAGACAAUGGCAUCACAGGAUUUGAGUUCUCGUGUGCCGGCGUCUGGGUUGUUCGAGGAGUCCACAGAACUGCGUGAAAAGGUUUAUUUGCCUGCUACAGAGCAUGGAAUAGAAAGUGUGGACAGGAUUGCAUGUGGCGCACAUUAAUAGAUUUUUUUUUUACCCCGCUUUAUCUUCUUUAAUCCACCGACUUGCAAGGUUCGUUCCUCGUAGAGUUCAUACGGAGUAACAGUGCCGGAAGGUAAGAAUUUUGUACGUUUGUGCUUAGUAGAGAAUAGAGAUCGUAUUGUUAAAGGAAAAUUAUAAAGAAAUCUUCUACCUUGUACAGGGUCCUACAGAUAUAAAAUUCAUGUUCGCCCUGUUUUACUUUA
Hevea brasiliensis (rubber tree) is the source of this 700-nucleotide messenger RNA. RefSeq names its product ethylene-responsive transcription factor ERF018. Gene Ontology annotation, molecular function: DNA binding; DNA-binding transcription factor activity. The transcript has a single exon. The record is from RefSeq and is a predicted model, not a curated record. The coding region runs from base 36 to 476 and encodes 146 amino acids. NCBI's taxonomy places the organism in Eukaryota, Viridiplantae, Streptophyta, Magnoliopsida, Malpighiales, Euphorbiaceae. Gene Ontology annotation, biological process: regulation of DNA-templated transcription.